GCGUGUUAUGGCAGAGGCUUUCAUUGGUUUGAGUGUGCACGUCGAACUUGGUAGCGGCACUUCGUUGGAGGGAACUGUAUCUCAUAUUGAUUCUCACACACAACUGUUAACUCUUAAAAGUGUAAAAUUAAACAACAACGGCCGCAUCCAACAACUCGCUAUUUAUGGAGUAGCUGGCACAGACAUUAAAGAUCUCCAAAUACUUUCUUCGAACCAAUUAAACCAAUCAAAUAAUUCUCAACAACAACGACAAGUACAACCUCCUUAUAAUAAUUCAAAAACUCUAGAAACCGCUAUACUACCUUCGAAGAACGCCGUCCCCGCUUCAAACAACGUUACAAAAUAUGGAACAACUCAAAAUCAAAUAAAUUCUUCUAACCU
This is a messenger RNA of Scutellospora calospora, 381 nucleotides long. The record is from the annotation of a GenBank genome assembly. NCBI's taxonomy places the organism in Eukaryota, Fungi, Glomeromycota, Glomeromycetes, Diversisporales, Gigasporaceae.